GUCCUCGCAGGUAGCUUCCUGGUCCACGUCGAGGAGAUAAUUUUUCCCGUUUUUGUAGUUUGUCACGCAAUGACACUUGUUUAUUUGUACCUAUACGACACUGCGAUCACUUGUUCAUCACUUCAGCUUCAGCGAUAGCUCGGUGGCCGAGGACGUUUUUGACAUUUGGACGUCGUUUUAAACGCCCCUCUUCAAACUUCUCCUAAUAACCCAUACAGUGAUCCCCCGUUCAUCAUGGGAGUUACCUUCCAGACCCACAUGCGAUAGCACGCAAAAUGUCCUGGUUUGCCGAGAUUGCCGGCAAAGCCGAAAACUUCCUGAAUCAAGUCGACCAGGGUGCUGCCACCGCCUUGAGCAAGAGUCAGACCAAUACAUCGUCCCUCAGGUCCUACUACGACGGAGACGGCGCGGCGGUCCUUCCUGAAUGCGAGGCGGAGACCAACGCCACUUCUCACCAUGCGUCAAGCUUUAUCUCUUCAGCAGCAGGCAACAUCAAGAAGUCUGUGUCUGCUCCUGUGACCGCUUCUGUGCACAAUCAAGCACCGGGCAGAACUUCCAAGGCCCCCACCUCUGCCUCCUCAUCUUCCUCCUCUGGCUUUGUGAAGCGCAAAAAGAGUGCUCACGAUGUGGACGACGAUAUGCUCUUUGACUUUUUGAACAGCUCGGAGCCGCCAGUCAGUGCCCGCCGCGACCCCAGAAGGGAUGCUAGCGUCAAAGUGGCGGUCGCAGAGGCUAAAAAGCCGGCUCCGACUCCUCCGACCGCCGAAUCGUCGCUCCCGUCCACGCCGCCCUCGACAUGCGCCGUGUCCCGGGCGUCCAGCCUCGGCUCGCUGUCUGCUCACAGCAUGAAACCAUCAGAGGAGAGCUCCACGAACGAGCAAAGCCACGCCAGUCCAGACUCAGCUGAGACUUGCGACUCGGGCUUGGCUGCCCCUCAGGAGUCCAGCCGACCGGAGUUAUGUGGUCCCCCAGAGGAGCCACAGGGUCAGGUUCUGUCCAGCCUGCGUCUGGAGAACCAACUCCUGCGUAGUGAGGUGGCCUCACUCAACCAGGAGAUGGCCUCGGUUAUCCAGAGAUCAAAGGACAUGCAAGAAGAACUGAGCCACGCUCGGCUACGCGCCGACAAACGGAACGCAGAGCAGUCUCAGAGCGACCGUGCGUUGCGUGGCCUGCGCUCGCAGGUGGAUGACUUGAACGAGGCGCUGGCCGCCAAAGACGGACAGCUCGCUGUGCUCAAGGUUCGACUAGACGAGGCCGACCAGCUCCUGAGGAGCCGCAGCGUGGCGCUAGAGGAGGCGCAGAAGGAAAAGUCCAGGAUCUUGGAGGACCACACGGAAGGUAGCAGCAUGCACUCCCAAGCUCUGGAGAGCAUGUACGACAGGUUGCGACAAGCCGAGCAGGCCGUCAGGAGGGAAGAGGACCACUAUCGACAAAUGCAGAGCGAAUACACCGGCCGCCAGUCGCGGCUGGAGUGCGAGCGUCAGAGCCUGGCUGAGGCGUUGACUGUGGCGGAGAUGCGCGCCGUGGAGGAGAAGCUCCGCGUGGACAACCUCCAGCAGCAGCUGAGGAGCGCCAAGGCUACCGCUGAGGCCGCCAAGGACGAGCUGCAGGACUACAAGCACAAGGCGUCGCGCAUCCUACAAUCCAAAGAGAAGCUGAUCAGCAGCCUGAAGGAGGGCUCCGGUUUGGACACGCUAGACGGCAGCGGCGCGGCGGCUCUGGAGAUGGAGGAGCUGCGCCACGAGAACGAGCUGCAGAGGGAGGAGAUCCAGAAGCUGCAAGUCCAAGUGCACUCUCUCCGGACUGAAUUACAAGAUUUGGAGAGCCAGUCCCUCGCUGAGGCGGAAACGUGGCGGCAGCAGACGGCGCAGUUUGAGGAACAGCAGGCGGCGCUGAGCCGCGUCAAACAGGAGCUGGAAGCCGAAGUGGAGCGGCACAAGCAGGAACUGCAGUAUGUGGAGGAAGAGCACAACCACGCCAAAACCACCCUGCAGACCCGAGUCAAAGACAGAGAAGAUGAAAUUCAGAAACUCAGGAAUCAGUUGACCAACAAGACGCUGAGCAGCAGCAGCCAAACGGAAUUGGAGAACCGCCUGCACCAGCUGACUGAGACGCUGAUCCAGAAGCAGACCAUGCUGGAGGCUCUGGGCACGGAGAAAAGCUCACUUGUCUUCCAGCUGGAGCGCCUGGAGCAGCAGCUGAAGAACACCCAGGGGGGUCCGAGCACUGGAGGACCCGCCAUCAACAUGAGCGGCGUGGAGGGGCCGGGGGCCAGACAGAGGAACAUUCCGGUGCUUUUCAACAAUGAAGAGAGUCCUGGUAUGUAUGGGAAAGUGCAAAAGGCAGCCAGCACCAUUGACCGCUUCAGCAUCAGAUUGGGGAUCUUCUUGAGACGCUACCCCAUGGCCAGGGUUUUUGUCAUCUUGUACAUGGCGGUACUACAUCUCUGGGUGAUGAUUGUGCUCCUGACCUACUCUCCGGAAAUGCACCAUGGCCGUCCUGACGGAAGCUAGAUGAAAAUGUCACUGGCUGCUGAACUGCGGGGGCUCUGGGAUCUGACUUUUUUUUUUAUUAAAAUUUUUUGCACAUACAGACACUUGCUGAUUUAUUCAUUCUCCCAUUACUCAACUGACAACGGCAUUACGUUUUAUACAAAAUUGCUGAGAGGUAUUCAAGUUUUGUCUCAUGAACGGUAAUUGGGAUAAAAGCUCCCCGGUAGCUGUUCUUCCUCCCCUGCUUUCAUUGUCUUUAGAGAUUGUAUUUAACAAUGUAAAAAGAUUAUUUUAAUAAAUGAC
Messenger RNA from Phycodurus eques (leafy seadragon), 2795 nucleotides. RefSeq names its product golgin A5 (gene golga5). Bases 276 to 2513 code for a protein of 745 amino acids. The transcript has 14 exons. Gene Ontology annotation, cellular component: Golgi membrane; Golgi cisterna. The record is from RefSeq and is a predicted model, not a curated record. NCBI's taxonomy places the organism in Eukaryota, Metazoa, Chordata, Actinopteri, Syngnathiformes, Syngnathidae. Gene Ontology annotation, biological process: retrograde transport, vesicle recycling within Golgi; Golgi organization.